CAAAAACGGGUCCCGCUGUGAGGGGGGGAAAAAGCGGUGGCAGCGGAUCCUCCUCCUGUUCCUCGUCCUCCGCGCCCAACCGGACCGGGCUCCUCCAGAGCUGCAGCGCCGCACCCCUGCCUAUCAACGGAGCCACCAUGAUCGGGCAGAAGACGCUGCUCUCCUUUUUCGCGGCGGAGCCCGGCAAGAAGCGGAGCCGCUCUCCGGAGCCAGGCGAGACCGCCGAGGCCUGCUCCCCCAAGAGGUCAAAGGCGGAUGUUUCCUCCCCUCGGUCUCCUCCUCUGAGCCCGGAGCAGCUGGAACGGAUCCGGAGAAACAAAGAGGCGGCUUUGCAAAGACUCGCUGCCCGCACAAACAGCUUCGUCCCCGCGGAGAUCGGGCGCAGCUGGAGGGUCUCGCUGACGGGGGAGUUCUCCAAGCCCUAUUUCUCCCAGCUAAUGGCCUUUGUGGCUGAGGAGCGCAAGCGUUACACUGUCUACCCACCCCCAAAUCAAGUCUUCACCUGGACCCAGAUGUGUGAUAUCCAUGACGUGAAAGUUGUCAUCUUGGGCCAGGACCCGUAUCACGGACCCAGUCAAGCGCACGGCCUCUGUUUCAGCGUCCAGAGACCAGUCCCGCCUCCACCCAGCCUAGAAAAUAUUUACAAAGAGCUUGCGACUGACAUAGAAGACUUCUCUCAUCCUGGCCAUGGAGACUUGACGGGGUGGGCCAGACAAGGAGUCCUCUUGCUCAAUGCCGUCCUCACAGUUCGAGCACACCAGGCCAAUUCUCACAAGGAGAAGGGCUGGGAGCAGUUCACGGAUGCGGUGGUGUCGUGGCUGAACAAGAACCUGGACGGGCUGGUCUUCAUGCUCUGGGGAGCCUAUGCUCAGAGGAAGGGCAGCGCUAUUGACCGAAAACGUCACCACGUCUUGCAGACGGUCCACCCUUCGCCCCUCUCUGUGCACAGGGGCUUCUUCGGCUGUAAGCAUUUCUCAAAAACAAACGAAUUACUGGAAAAAUCUGGGAAGAAGCCCAUUGACUGGAGAGCGCUCUGAACGGCUGGCGUGGUCUUGGGAGGCCGCCGCGAUCUGGAACGGACAGUGCCAUUGAAGGGAGCCAAUCUUAAGAGCUUGGAGGAUUCUAGGAAUUCCCUCUUUGUGUUUUGAGACAGGGUGACCUAAACAGUCUGCUUCGGUCCUUUUGUUCUGGAUUAGUUUCUUGAAAUGAGUGCGGCUAUU
This is a messenger RNA of Gekko japonicus, 1220 nucleotides long. RefSeq names its product uracil DNA glycosylase (gene UNG). The record is from RefSeq and is a predicted model, not a curated record. The transcript has 7 exons. The coding region runs from base 138 to 1037 and encodes 299 amino acids. Gene Ontology annotation, biological process: base-excision repair; base-excision repair, AP site formation via deaminated base removal. Gene Ontology annotation, molecular function: uracil DNA N-glycosylase activity. NCBI's taxonomy places the organism in Eukaryota, Metazoa, Chordata, Lepidosauria, Squamata, Gekkonidae. Gene Ontology annotation, cellular component: nucleus; mitochondrion.